This is a messenger RNA of Talaromyces marneffei, 450 nucleotides long. RefSeq lists its product as uncharacterized. The record is from RefSeq and is a predicted model, not a curated record. Bases 1 to 450 code for a protein of 149 amino acids. The transcript has 2 exons. NCBI's taxonomy places the organism in Eukaryota, Fungi, Ascomycota, Eurotiomycetes, Eurotiales, Trichocomaceae.
AUGCACCGCUCCCUAAUCCCCAAUCCACCACGCCCGUACCUCUUCCCCCUCAACGCCAUCCUCCAACCAGCCUCCUUCCACACUCCUCACAGUGUCCGCGCCCGAUUCUCCAGCGACUCCCUUCAAACCCAGCAACAGAACUCAGAAUCCCACUCCAGCCGCUCCUCAACCGUCAAAGGCCACAAAUUCCAAGAAUGGAAGGGCUCCUCCACAGCAGACCACGCUACCAACCGCGCCGCCAAAAACGACGUUACAGAUCCCGAGGUUGAGGGCGUGGUAAAAGGUAGAGCGGAAAAGCAACGAAGUUCGGGGCUUGCAGAUUCUACGAUGAGUGGUGCUAUGACGGAAAGAGAUCUGGGGAGGAAUGCGAAGAGGGCCAAGGAGGAGCAUCCGAAAAGUCCGGAGCCGAUUAUUGGAAUGAAUGAUGAGAGGGGGGAGAAGGGUCAAUGA